This is a messenger RNA of Clarias gariepinus (North African catfish), 1592 nucleotides long. RefSeq names its product cystine/glutamate transporter-like. The transcript has 12 exons. Gene Ontology annotation, molecular function: L-amino acid transmembrane transporter activity. Gene Ontology annotation, biological process: amino acid transmembrane transport. Gene Ontology annotation, cellular component: membrane. The record is from RefSeq and is a predicted model, not a curated record. Lineage: Eukaryota; Metazoa; Chordata; Actinopteri; Siluriformes; Clariidae. Bases 25 to 1464 code for a protein of 479 amino acids.
GUAGUGUGGGAAACUGAAGCAGAGAUGGCGAACCAAAAAGCUGAGGAUGAAAUAAAGGAAGAUGGGGUUCACCUGAGACGCAGAAUUAGUCUGGUGUCCGCGGUCUCCUUUAUCAUGGGCACCAUGGUGGGCAGUGGGAUCUUCAUCGCACCCAAAGGAGUGCACAUGAAUACGGGCAGUGUGGGACUCUCUCUGAUCGUCUGGCUGCUCUGUGGACUCCUUUCUACAUUGGGUGCUUUGUGUUAUGCUGAGUUGGGUACGAGUUUCAAAAAGUCUGGCGGCCAUUACACAUAUUUACUUGAGACCCUUGGGCCACUUCCUGCAUUCCUGAGGCUUUGGUCCGAGUACGUUUUCAUCAGACCUGCAGUCACCGCGUACAUUUCACUGGCUUUUGGACAUUAUGUCAUAAAACCCUUUUUCACGCCAUGCCCAGCUCCUAUACCACUAAUUAAACUGACUAGUUUUCUGGGACUGACAUUUCUGGUGGCGGUGAACUGCUGGAGUGUAUCGCUGUCCUCUCGUACACAGAUUCUUCUCUUGAUCAUUAAACUCUUUGCUCUGGUUCUGAUCAUCGUCCCAGGAAUUACAGCCCUGGCCAAAGGGCGAACUGAAAAUUUUGAGAAUGCAUUUAAUUCUGAGACGCUCACAUUGUCCAAGCUGCCUUUAGCUUUCUACUCAGGCCUUUAUGCCUUCUCUGGAUGGUUUGUAUUAAACUUUGUGACAGAGGAGGUUAUCAAUCCAAAAAGAAACAUUCCACUGGCCAUCAUUUUGUCCAUGAUUACAGUUAGUAUAUUAUACCUGGUGGUGAACGUGGCAUAUUAUACCGUAAUGACUGGAGACGAGCUGCUGAUAUCCGAUGCCGUAGCAGUGACUUUCGCCAGCAAAGUCCUGCCCAGAAUGGCAUCAAUGGUGCCCUUACUGGUGGCCAUGUCCUGUUUUGGAACCAUGAAUAGUGGCAUCUUUUCAACACCUAGGAUGUUGUUUGUGGCAGCCCGGGAGGGACAAUGGCCAGCUCUGUUUUCUAUGAUACACAUCCGAAGAAAUACACCAAUGCCUGCUGUAUUAUUUAUGGCUCCUCCCAUGGUUAUCAUGUUGGCAGGAGGGGAAAUAUAUCAAUUGAUCAACUUCGCCUCCUUCUCGCGCUGGCUUUUCAUCGCCCUUGUAACACUGGGGCUCCUCAUCCAUCGCUACCGAUUUCCAGAUCAUCCAAGAACUUUUAAGGUUCAUCUGGCUGUUCCUGUGACCUUCACCGUGGUGUGUUUCUUUAUCGUGGGCCUGUCUCUGUAUUCAGACCCAUGGAACACUGGCUGCAGUUUAGCUGUUACGUUCACUGGGAUCCCAGUUUACUACCUGACUGUAAAGCACUCUUAUGUACCAACGCGUUUGAGAAAAGUCUUUGAUUACUGCACUACGCAACUUCAGAUCUUGUUGGAGGUGGUACAGCAGGAAGUUCAGACCUACUGAAUGAGCACAGCCAUUAGACUGAUUGGCAGUGCACACUUUGGCUAAUGAUCUCCAUUAACAGCACCACACUAAUGGAUUUUUAACAAAAUGUGAACGAAUGUUAAGACUAAUAAUAGAGAAACAGUAAA